Messenger RNA from Miscanthus lutarioriparius, 555 nucleotides. The record is from the annotation of a GenBank genome assembly. NCBI's taxonomy places the organism in Eukaryota, Viridiplantae, Streptophyta, Magnoliopsida, Poales, Poaceae.
AUGGCGAAGGGGCGUGCCCUGUUGCGCUGGGCUCGCGAAGGUGCUGGCGUGUGCGCUGGUCUCCUGCGGCGGCGGAGGUGCUGCCCCAGCGUCCCCACGGCCGCGGGUGGUGGGAUCGGAAAGGCGGGGGGCGGAGGAGCUGGUGGCGGGAUGGGGGCGGCAGCGGAGGAGCCGGCGGGGGAAGCAGAGUUGCCAGGGGGGGCAGGAGCGGAUGAACGGCGGUGCUCGGGAGAGGAGCAGAGCAGCUGGGGCGCGGGGAAGGGGAACGAUUCGAGGCGCGAGGAGAAAAGUGGAAGGGACGAUGAGAAACCGAUGAGCAUCCUCACCUGCAGAUUCGGAUCGAUGGAUGGAUGGCCGACGGGAACGCCCGUACGCACGAUUGGACUCCUCCUCCUUGGGCGCUUGCUAAUUGGGUUGGGUGGAAUGAAUUGGGAUGUUAUUGAGCGUUCCUCGCCACCGCGGCCGUGCCGUGCUGCUCCUCUUCUCCGAGACGCUGGGAGCCCGGAUUGGAGGCGUCCGGAAGACGAGAGCGAGAGGCGGAGAGGGAUGACGUGA